GUUUGCGUCAGURUAAUUAUCUCGCUUUUCCGGAGUGUGGAGAGCCUGUGCUUCAUCCGGUGUUUCCAGUAUGUCCGGCCGUGGGAAACAGGGAGGAAAGGUCCGAGCCAAGGCCAAGUCGCGCUCGUCGCGGGCCGGGCUGCAGUUCCCCGUGGGSCGCGUCCAUCGCCUCCUCCGGAAAGGUAACUACGCGGAGCGGGUGGGCGCUGGAGCUCCUGUCUACAUGGCGGCCGUGCUGGAGUACCUGACGGCCGAGAUCCUGGAGCUGGCGGGCAACGCGGCCCGCGACAACAAGAAGACGCGCAUCAUCCCCCGCCACCUGCAGCUGGCCAUCCGCAACGACGAGGAGCUCAACAAGCUGCUGGGCAAGGUGACGAUCGCGCAGGGYGGCGUGCUGCCCAACAUCCAGGCCGUGCUGCUGCCCAAGAAGACUGAGAGCCAUAAAGCUAAGAGCAAAUAAAUUCGGCGAGCAAAGCUACUCAGACUUUGCACGACGUAACAUUUUAAACCAAAGGCUCUUUUCAGAGCCACCCACACAGUCAAAAAAGAGUUGGUGUUGCUAGCUUUACAAAGGUGCUCUGUUACUUAGUCUUAAACGAUACUAUGUUUAAAGUGAAUUUCUGUGGUUUUAAAUUUUGUUUCUACCAAAUUGGCCUUCUACAUUUGCUUUCUAAUUYACUCUCAUGGUUACUAUUUUUGUAGUGACUUAUUUUACKUAUUUGUAACAUUCAGUACAAAACUUGUUCUUUGUUCUUUGUUGAUUCUGCUCACCUAUCAUGGUUUCACAGGUUACUUCGGGUGUGAAAUAUGGGAGGGUGGCUAAAGUGGGGGUGGGACUCGCGAAAGCUGUGCAACCUAAAAAUGGGGUAUCAUCUCAAAUCCUAGAUGGAACUACAUCUAAGAAUGAAGACAUUUAAUUUUCUUUAAAGACCUCCAUUCUUUAACAGAURUAAAGUUUCCCUAUGAGUCAAAUUUUUAUAGAAAUAGGAAUGCCUUAGGAAAGAAUGGUUCUUUUUGAUCCAGAUCUUUACUUAGUCAGACAUGCACUCUAGAGUAAAUGUAGCAUUUUUCCACUCCGAAGUGCAUUGCAGUGCUACUAUAUUCCCAUUUUAAGUGAAAUUUUCAAACUUUCUAUUCUUAAAUUCCCUCACUGUUGGUUGCUAGUCCCCUUGUUAUAUCAGUUGGUAUACCUAUGUUGGCUGUACAGAUAUCAUCCAAGAGCACAACCUUAAAUCUCUUUAUAUUCGUUAUUAUAAAUUAUGAGAAAGAGUUGUUAGUGGAUUCCUCUUGCUAGGAUAUUCCCAGAAGCUUUAUCUGAUGCUCUUUAGCACACUGCAUGGAGGUGAUUUGUCUUAUCGUUGCUACACCUCUGCACCUUUCAUCCCCUGGAGAGGAGUGCUCUGUGCUUGGGGAAAGACACUACUCCCACCCUGCUUCUCUUUGACACCCACAGUCUCUCAGCUGAGAGGCUUUUUAUGCAGCACUGUGCCAUGGCCAAAAGUGGGACAUCAGGGAUCAUUUGUGGAAAGAAACAAAAAGAGAGCUGCUGGAGCACCACACUAAUCUCUUCUAGUGAUGGUAUUCGUGUCUAAAGGUUUUGUUUGUUUUAAGGGGACACAUUUAGGGUUGUAGUGGUCUUAUUGUGUUUUACUGAUCAUCCUUUGCUACAGCUACAUAUGUCCUGGCCCUUGUACUUCUCUUCCUUAAAAACUGCAAUGGUAAUCAAAAUUCUGUUUUAACAUGCACAAGUCUUCUGUWCUUAGUUUUCAGACAAGAUUUCUAUGUAUAUGUUUGUCAGGAAAUCAUAAUCUCAGAAUGGUCUGGGUUGGAAGGGACCAUUAAAGACAAUCUCAUCCAAUCCCCUUGCUGUGGGCAGGGACACCUUUCACUAGCCCAUGUUACUCAAAGCCCAUCCAGCCUGACUUUGACUAUCUGCUAGGGAUAGGGCACCCACAUUUUCCCUGGACAGCCUUGUCCAGUGAUCCACAACCCUCAUUGCAAAAAAAUUUUUACUUAUGUCCAAUCUAAAUGUAGCCGCUUAUUAGUUUGAAAUCAUUUGCCUUCCUCUUGCCYCUAAAGGCCUGAAAAGAACUCURCCUUUCUGAAUUGAAAGSCUGCUAUAAAGUCUCCCCAGAACYUGCUUUUCCCCUGGCUGAACAACUGCAGCUCUUUCAGCCUUCCUUCAUGGGAGAGCUGACCCAGCCCUCUGAUCAUUUCUGUUGCACUUCUCUGGACCUGCUCUGGCAGWUUCAUGUGUUCCUUAGGACAGAAGACCACAGAGGAUGAAGGCUUCAAAUGGGAUCACAUGAGAGCUGAGAAGAAUGGGACAAUGAYUUCGCUGGACCUGCUGUUCAGGCUGCUUUUGAUGCAGCCCAGGUCACGAUGGGCUUUCUGGACCRCAGCCAGUAAUGGUUUCACCGACUGCUAACCCUGGCUGCCUCAACACUGAUGAKGUCUCAAAUGCAAAAGCCCUGCAAGUCAGAUGGAUUACAUGGAUGAUACUGCUGGAAGAUUUCCUGGUAUUAAAGACAGCUUUCAAGCAAAUUCCAGUGGAUGAAGGAAUGCAGCUGAUCAAGUUUAAAUAAAUGAAUCURUCUUAUUUGCAUACACAACAAGCAGUACAAAAGAGGAAAUCUCUAUGACAUGGUGCCUUAGCUGUGUCAUGGGGUUGUAAUGUACCUUCACAAUCUAAACAAGUUGUGAUGGAAAAAAAAGAACUCCUCCAACCAAGGUCCCUCAAAUGUUUUAGGUCACAGUUCACAGUURUGUUUGGGCAUAACUCAGUAAUGUCAGUUUACAUAUCAAAAGACCUAAAACUUGAUAGUUAAAAAUUUGAACAGCUUUUCUAUCCCUUUUAAUCUAUAUUGCUUGCAAUUCUAGGAAAAUGUACCUAUCAAACAGCUCUUACUUUGCUUUGCAUAUUAUUAUAACUAUUACAACAGUUGUAGCAGAUACAGAUGUGGAUUUAAAUUGCCACUUAAGCUCCCAGGAAAAGUAUUAGCAGCUUUGAAGUUGAUUAUAACACACUGAUGCAAUGAUUUUUUUUACUAAUUACAUACUUUCUUGUGCAGUCAUGGUGAGGCAUUGUCUUAUUGCAAUAAACAAAUAYGAUUUCCUCAUUAUAAUUUAAUCAGGAACUAGGGCAACUCACCUAAUUAGUGUGCAYUUGAAAUGCUACAGAUGUUUAUUUUGUUUUUUUAGAAAACUGAGUUUUGCAAAGGUUUCCAUUCUCAUUUAACCCCGAGGGCAAUGCACCCAAAUUUGUGAGGAAAUUGCAGAAUCUGUAACAUGAGGAUUGGAUACUAAACUUUGAUCCAAGUUAAAAUUAUCUCUGAUCAACAAUAGGAACAACUUCAUUAGCAAUUAUAUUUUGCAGCAAAAUUUCUUUCUGCUUUAAUUAUUUUUGCCUARGAAAAUGCUUUGAUCCAUGAGAGACCAUAUAGAAUAUGUCCCUAACAGAAACACCCGUGAAACAUAUCUGUGCACAAUUCUAGCAACCUAUAGGCAAGAUAGCCUUCCAGAAGGCAUGAUGUUAAAUUAUAUCUAAUGUACUACACUUAGUGAGGGCAGGGGUUUGCAACUGCUUUACUUAAUCUAAGCUACUGGUUUCAACCUCGGCAUCACCCAUUUCUGGCAGAAAGGAACGGGGAAUUUUUAAGUCUUGCAGUGGUUAUACUGCUGGAAGGAAAAGUUAUACUAGGAUCCUCACUCUGUAUUUAGGAAGACUUAAGAAUAAAUUAUUAUUUUGACAUACUAAAAGAUUUUGUGUAAUUCCUUUUGGCUCUCAAAUAUUCAGAAUGUUGUUCACACCUGUCUCAGGAAACAUAACUAGACACAGACCUUCAGAUACAAAGAACAAAGCAGAAUUUGUGGAGCCAAAUGCCAAUAUUAGGCAUCAGCCUGGCAGGUCCACUAGUGAAAAAUCUCCCAGUUAGUCUGUAAGCAGUUCAUUCUGUUCAGUCAACAAAACAAACCUAAUAUAAAUUAAAGAUACAUUUGCCUCCUWGUAUUGUAUAUAUAAGUGGCAAUUCUUCAAAUUUGAAAGAAAAAGGAAUUCACAGUGAUAUUUCAAACAAGAUUUGCACUUGUUUGACACCUGUAACUGAAUGCAUGACUAUCCAAAUUACAUUUCCCCCUGCAUUUAGGGAAUACUUUUCUUCUGAUAAAUAUUCUGCAAACGUUGUCAAUGUUCUCUAAAUUAUAUUUAGGAAUAAAUUUAAAUAACCAGCUGUGCAAAUAUAAAAGGAUAUGAAAAAC
Messenger RNA from Malurus melanocephalus (red-backed fairy wren), 4257 nucleotides. RefSeq names its product histone H2A.J. The record is from RefSeq and is a predicted model, not a curated record. Gene Ontology annotation, molecular function: DNA binding; protein heterodimerization activity; structural constituent of chromatin. Lineage: Eukaryota; Metazoa; Chordata; Aves; Passeriformes; Maluridae. Bases 71 to 460 code for a protein of 129 amino acids. The transcript has 2 exons. Gene Ontology annotation, cellular component: nucleosome.